This is a messenger RNA of Cynocephalus volans (Philippine flying lemur), 1191 nucleotides long. It is a transcript of the gene TYW5, whose product is annotated as tRNA-yW synthesizing protein 5. Gene Ontology annotation, biological process: wybutosine biosynthetic process. Gene Ontology annotation, molecular function: 2-oxoglutarate-dependent dioxygenase activity; tRNA binding. The record is from RefSeq and is a predicted model, not a curated record. NCBI's taxonomy places the organism in Eukaryota, Metazoa, Chordata, Mammalia, Dermoptera, Cynocephalidae. Bases 177 to 1124 code for a protein of 315 amino acids. The transcript has 8 exons.
AAGCGCACGCAGUGGACCUUCGGCUCGCCGCCCCGCGCUUGGAACCAGCCACUGUCUCGGGCCCUCCGGCCCGAGGGCCUUUUCUGCCCGGGUCGUGUUUCCGAGCGGAUCGCGCGCCGUUGAGCGUGUCGGAGCCGAAGUGCCGAGGCCUUGGAAGAGUACGGGCGUGAGUAACCAUGGCCGAGCAGCGCCUGCCGGUACCUCGGCUCGAGGGCGUUUCGCGGGAGCAGUUCGUGCAGUGUCUCUACCCACAGAGAAAACCUCUUGUUUUGGAAGGAAUUGAUUUGGGAGCAUGUACAAGCAAAUGGACAGUGGAUUAUCUAAGCCAAGUUGGAGGGAAGAAAGAAGUAAAGAUUCAUGUUGCUGCAGUUGCACAGAUGGACUUCAUUAGUAAGAAUUUUGUAUAUAGAACUUUACCUUUUGACAAGUUGGUCCAGAGGGCAGCCGAAAAAAAGCAUCAAGAAUUCUUUAUAUCAGAGGAUGAGAAAUACUACUUACGGUCACUUGGAGAAGACCCUAGAAAGGAUGUUGCAGAUAUUAGAAAGCAGUUUCCUUUAUUGGAAGGAGAUAUUAAGUUUCCAAAGUUCUUCAAAGAGGAGCAGUUCUUUUCCAGUGUUUUUCGAAUUAGUUCGCCAGGAUUACAACUUUGGACUCACUAUGAUGUAAUGGAUAAUUUCUUAAUACAAGUGACAGGAAAAAAGCGUGUUGUAUUGUUCAGUCCUCGAGAUGCCCAAUAUUUAUAUUUAUCAGGUACUAAAUCAGAAGUGUUGAAUAUAGAUAACCCAGACUUGGCUAAAUAUCCACUCUUUUCCAAGGCGAGAAGGUAUGAAUGUUCCCUUGGAGCUGGUGAUGUAUUAUUCAUUCCCGCUUUAUGGUUCCAUAAUGUAAUUUCUGAAGAGUUUGGAGUGGGAGUGAAUGUCUUUUGGAAGCACCUUCCAUCUGAAUGCUAUGAUAAAACAGAUACCUAUGGAAACAAAGAUCCUAUAGCAGCAUCAAAAGCUGCACAGAUUUUGGACAGAGCCUUAAAAACACUGGCUGAAUUACCGGAAGAAUACAGGGACUUCUAUGCACGGCGAAUGGUCCUACACAUUCAAGACAAAGCUUUCAGCAAGAACUUUGAGUAAAUAAUGAAGUGAAUGCAGUGAUUGUAAACAUUUUAAUAAAAUUUAGCUCAAAUAUUAAAAAAAUAUA